This is a messenger RNA of Malania oleifera, 2033 nucleotides long. Its product is annotated as protein RICE SALT SENSITIVE 3-like. NCBI's taxonomy places the organism in Eukaryota, Viridiplantae, Streptophyta, Magnoliopsida, Santalales, Ximeniaceae. The transcript is spliced from 7 exons. The coding region runs from base 442 to 1698 and encodes 418 amino acids. The record is from RefSeq and is a predicted model, not a curated record.
GCUUCUCCAGUCUUCCCUCCCUCUCGCUCUCUCUCAUUGCCACUGUUGUCCACUGUAAGAGUAGAGAAAAGCUGUGCCACGGUUUUUUUAUGGUUAAAAUUAUACUUGACAACUUAAAAACAUCCUCUCUCUCUCUCUCUCUCUCCCUCUACCCUUUUUACCUAUCCUUCUCCAGUUUACCAAGCAAAAGAACAGUAGAGGAGAGAUGAAGAAAGGGGUCUUCUUUGGCUCUGUGAGUGGUGUUAAGCACAAGCACCUGCACCUUAUUAGGGUGGGGAAGGAAGAUAAAAAAAGUAGACCUUAGUUAGAGACUUAACACAGCAAUUUUCAAUUGUGUUCCAGAGUUAAGAGGGGGAGAGUGGAGCAGAAAAGGGUUUGAUUUCUGAAGUGAGAGAGAAAAAAGCCAGUGAGAGAGAGAGAGAGAGAGAGAGGAAGGGAGAGAUGGUGGGCUCAGCAGCGUCAGAUAGGAGCAAAGAAGCGGUUGGGAUGAUGGCCCUUCAUGAGGCCCUCCGAAGUGUCUGUCUCAGCACAGACUGGACUUAUGCAGUCUUCUGGACCAUCCGUCCUCGCCCGAGAAUCCGAGGUGGUAAUGGUUGCAAAGUCGGUGACGACAACGGCAGCUUGAUGUUGAUGUGGGAAGAUGGGUUUUGCCGAGUACGAGAUGCAGAUUGUUUGGAUGGGAUUGAUGGGGAGGAUCCUGUGAGGAAAGCCUUCAGCAAAAUGUCCAUUCAGCUAUAUAAUUAUGGAGAAGGGUUGAUGGGAAAGGUUGCUUCGGAUAAGUGCCAUAAAUGGGUUUUCAAAGAGCCUUCAGAAUGUGAACCAAACAUCUCCAACUACUGGCAGAGUUCUUUUGAUGCUCUUCCCCCUGAAUGGACCGAUCAGUUUGACUCGGGCAUUCAGACUAUAGCUGUGAUUCAAGCUGGCCAUGGCCUUUUACAACUGGGUUCCUGCAAGAUUAUACCUGAAGACCUUCAUUUUGUGCUGAGAAUGAGACAUACCUUUGAAUCUCUUGGAUAUCAAUCUGGGUUCUACCUCUCCCAGCUCUUCUCUUCAACAAGAAACACUUCCUCUCCUUCUUCAGUUCCUUCAAAGCAAUCAGCCAUCCCAACCCGCCCUCCUCCUCUCUUCAAUUGGGCCCAAAGGCCGCUUCCAUCUGCCGCCUCUGUCCUUGCUUCUCCCAGUUUUCAAAACUCGCCCAGACUUGGAUUUCUGCCCUCCAAAGAUGAAACUCACAUGUUCCUCCUCCCCCAUUCAUCUGAAACCCGAAUUGAAGAUAUGAUGGGAGAUCAUGAAAAUGAAAUCAAAUGGCCAAAUGGAUUGUCUUUCUUUAAUGCUCUCACCGGACGAACCGAUGAUGCAAAGAUUUUGUUCAGCCCAGAGGGUAUAGGAAACAAGCCAGACCAAACUCACCAUCCCCUCAUCCUUGAAGGUAAGAAUCCAAAUCCAAACCCGAAUUCGGAAGCUUCAAACUUGCACAACACCAGCAGUGCUAACCCCAAUGAGUUUUUGAGCCUGGACAACCACCCAGAGAGUGUCAGAAAGAUGGAAAACAAGUUCAAGAGGAGCUUUACUUUGCCUGCGAGAAUGGCUUCGUCAUCGUCUUCGACUUCACUCGAUCACCAUCUGCACCAUCCUGUGGAGUAUAGGAGUUCUGAAGCAGGUAUGUACACUGAUGUCAUGGAGACCUUCUUGGAGUAAUUGAAGGAGGCAGUUGUUUUAGGUGAUGAAAGGGUGAGAAGUACUUGCAUCUAGGGACAGCACUGUUUUCUUUGUUGCUGAUGUUCCUAUGCCUGUUUUGAUGCUCUAUUUUUCAUCUUGUGUUUCUUUAAUGCAUGUACUGAACUUUUUCUAUCAUUUGUUGUAGUUCAUGUUGAUAACUUCCUAGAACUUUCACAGAUAUCCUGGAAAACCAUGAGAAAUUUUGAAGGAACAUUAAUGGGUGCCAAAGAAUAAGUUUUGUGGUAUCACGAUCCUUAUUUGCAAGCCUGUUGGGCUCGAAAGAGUGAAUAAAGUGCAAAUAUAUCAUUUACCAU